GGAGUUUCAGCAUGGCGUCCAGAAGAAGGCUGUGGGCUGGUGACUGGUCUGAGUGACGUCAGUGUUGUGGGCGAGUGCUGUGCUUGUCAGUUUCAAGACGAGAGAUACGGUUUCGCUGCUGGAAAAGAAACUCAACAACAACAUGUUCACAAUAAUGAUUGAUUAAAUAACAACACCGCAAUUAUGAGUGGUUUUACAAAGCAGACGAGCACGGAUUGUUUUCAGCUGGGGUUCCCUCUUGCGCCGGGAGACAGGGAUGUAACGACAGAUGAGAUCGAGACCAGGAGGAGGGAGCACUGGAAGCUGCUGGGCAGUCUGAAGACCACCGUGGAGGGGCUGCUGUCCACCAACAACCCCAACGUGUGGUCCAAGUACGGGGGGCUGGAGCGACUGUGCAAGGACAUGAACAACAUCCUGAGCCAUGGACUUUUGCACGACGAGGUUUACUGCAAGCAGAAGGACUACUGGCGCUUUGUGUGGUGCGUUCGCUACGUCAGCCCGCAGCUGGCACCGCACGUCAACCAGUUCAUGAACCUGGAGGAGAGGAGCCCGAGGCCUGGCCUGCAGCCCAGCGAGCGGCACAAGGCAGAGCGCUGGCUUCACUACAGCCUGCAGUUCCAUUGCCUGUCUGCACAGCUGCGGCCCCUGCUGCACCAGCGGAGCUACACUCGCAAAUUCUACACAGACUCCGCAUUCCUGCUGAGUGACCCCCAUGUGACGGCCAUGUUCCAGUGUCUGGAGGCUGUGGAGCAGAACAACCCCAAGCUGCUGGCUCUGAUCGACACGGCCAUGCUGGCCCACAGGAAGGAGUCCCCUCUGCUGCUGAUGAAGAGUCAGAGUCUGCUGGCCUUACCAGAGUCUGUGGGCGUCCUCCCCCACAACGGGGUGCAGCGCAGAUACACCACCUCCUACAGCAGCCAGCAAGCAGGACAGUGCAGCCCCCUGCCUAGCACAGUAGCCGGUCAGUUUGGGAGCCACAUGGAGCGCUCCGGUGUUGCCCAGUCUUGGCUCUGUGCAGACAGAGGAAUCGGCACGCUGCCCCCUGCACUGCCCAACUUCUCUGUCAGCGAGCCCGCCACUCCAGCAGGCAGCGUCCUGGCCACUCACGCCCCUGAGGACCCCUACGGAGAGCUAGAUGAUGGGCCGGAGUACCUGGCCAUUGGGAACCUGGGUCGGCGCUGCCGCGUCUCCCACAGCAGCAGCACUGGGAGCACUGAGAGCAAUGGGAGCAUGAAGGGGGGCCCUCCGGCUGUAACCGCACCCUCAUCCCUGAGAUCUGCCCUCCUCAGCCUGCCCCCCCGGCGCUCCAGCUUCUCUGAGGGACAGGGGGCGGAGAGACCGGACGGGGCCAGGAAAAGCCACGCCCGCUCACACUCGGACACAGGAGUCACACAGGCGCGGGCACCAGGAGGACACCGGGACAUCACUAUUAUAAUUGAGGACCCCAUGGCAGAGUCUCUCCCCGAGGUGCCCAAUGUGAUGGAGUAUGGUGCCUUCUCCACGCACAGCAGCGAGGUCAGCACGCCCAGCUCCCUCUGCAUGGAGUCCGAGGGCUCCCAGGUCAGUAGUGUGUCGGACAGCAUGUUCCGCAGGCCUUCGGAGGGACAGUCUCUCAUCAGCUACCUCUCUGAGCAGGACUUCGGCAGCUGUGCUGAUCUGGAGAAGGAGAACGCUCACUUCAGUAUCUCAGAGUCUCUGAUUGCAGCGAUUGAGCUGAUGAAGUGCAACUUACUGAAGCGCGGGGGGCUGGGCUCUGAGGGGGAGGGGGAGGAGGAGAAUGACCAUGAGAUCCAGGAGCUCAAACAGAAGAUCUGGCUCCGCAGGCAGCAGAUCCGCACCAGCCGCCUGCAGCCUCCCCCGCCGCACUCCCACAGCGCUUUCACCACUACUGACAGCGGUGGUUCCCAGCACAGCUCCCAGGAGUCCUUGCGGCACUCAGACUCCGGUUCCAUUGACGAGGUGAAGGAGUGCGCUCUCAAAGACGCUGAUAUUAAGAGGAGCCUGACCUGCUGCAGUGGCAAGUCCUUGCUCAGCUCGGAGUCCAUCUGUCACUCCUUUCUGCAAUCAAACUCUGCCGAGUCAGUGGCGAUGGGGUUGCUGCGGCAGUUUGAGGGGAUGCAACUCCCUGCCGCCUCCGAGCUGGACUGGCUUGUCCCCGAGCACGAAGCCCCACAGAAGCUGCUGCCGAUCCCGGACUCGCUGCCGAUCUCCCCGGAUGACGGCGAGCACGCAGAUAUCUACAAGCUGCGGAUCCGUGUUCGAGGAAACCUGGAAUGGGCUCCUCCUCGACCACAGAUCAUCUUCAACAUCCACCCCGUGCCCAAGAGGAAGGUAGUGGUGGCCAAGCAGAACUACCGCUGUGCAGGCUGUGGGAUCCGCACAGACCCCGAUUACAUCAAGCGUCUGCGCUACUGCGAGUACCUGGGGAAGUACUUCUGCCAGUGCUGCCACGAGAACUCCCAGUCCGUGGUGCCCAGCCGAAUCCUGCGCAAAUGGGAUUUCAGCAAGUACUACCUGAGCAACUUCUCCAGAGACCUGUUGGCCAAGAUCUGGGGUGACCCCCUCUUCAACGUGCAGGACAUCAACAGCGCCCUCUAUAGGAAGGUGAAAGCGCUGGAGCAAGUGCGGCUCCUGAGAAUGCAGCUGGUCCACAUAAAGAACAUGUUCAAGACCUGCCGGUUAGCUAAGGAGUUGCUGGAGCAGUUUGACCAGGAACCUGGUCACUUGACUGAGGACCUGCACCUGUACUCUCUGAGUGACCUGAGCGCCGUGCGCAAGGGUGAGCUGCCCCCCCGCUUGCGAGAGCUGGUGCGCCGAGGGGCUGCACACGUGCACAGCUGCAUGCUGUGCCAGGCAAAGGGCUUCAUCUGCGAGUUCUGUGGGAAUGACAAGGACAUCCUCUUCCCUUUCGAGCUCAAUAAGUGCCGCCGCUGCGAAGAGUGCAGUGCCUGCUAUCACAAAAACUGCUUCCGCUCGGAGGACUGUCCGAGGUGCAGGCGGCUCGCUGCACGACGUGAGCAGUUGGCCAGACGGAACAUGGAGCAGUAUGAGGAGGAUUUUAAAACAUCCCACUUGCUGUGUCGCUGUGGGGGGCUCUGCUUGGGUGCGUACAAGUCUGGAUCAGCCCCCGCUGGCUCUUUGUGGCUCUGCGUUCGUGUUGGACUCCUUGCCUGGUUCUGCAGAGGGUGUGGGUUUGGAGAAAUUAUAUCAAAAAAAGUAUGCAUGAAUGUAUUUCUAAGCAGGGUUGCGUUUUGUAGUAAGAAGCUCUGCGUGCUCUAAUGAAGACAAAACUACCAUUCCUCAAACAAUCAGGACUGUGCAAGCCAUUGAAAAAGUCAGACCCUGCUAAAUCUGCUCUGAAUGGACCAGAUCUGUCCAAACAGGAGCAGCUUUGUCACGGGUCAGUGCACGUAAUGGACAGCUGGAGAUCCCAGUAAUUCACUUGACAUGACAGUAUUUCAAAAGAAUGCAUUGCCCUCUGUGUCUGUAAAACAACCUCUACAUCCACCUGAUGAAGAUGAGGUUUUAUUGCACUGUUAUACAAUCUAUAUAGAAGAAUCUGUAGAAUCUAUAGAACACCCCGGGGACUUCCUGCGCAGGAGUGGUUAUGAGGUUAAGUGUGUGUGGGAGUGAAGGGGAGUUUUGCAGUGCAGCUGAGAGUGUUGAACACUGAUGAAGCUGUGUGCUGUAGCUUUGCAAUGAACAUUGAAAUAUAUAAAAUCAUCUCCUGUAGAAGCAGGGCAAGCUGGAAGUCCUGCAAUUCACUUUUUAAUAUGUAUAAUUUAACGGCUGAAUGUGUGAAAUGUCCUGGAACACGGCUGCCAACAACCAAACAAGGCUGAAUUGGAGCUCCGUGGACCUGGGUUUCCAGUGAAGCUUCUUACUCACCGUGUGUGUAUAGUACAGAAGCAGUACUGAACUAAUUUAUAUAUUAUGUGUAAUUGUGUUGUGUGUGUGUGUGUAUAUAUCCUGUAUUAUUAAUCUGCCUCAAAGUCUUGCUGUAAAUAAGAACGACACAUUUUAUAGGAUUCUAUUACCAGUUUGAGAUGGAACAGAACCUGAGACACUGCACUGAACCGUCCUAAAAUAGAAAAACACAAAAUCAACUAAACUUGCUUGUGCCUUUGUUUGUUUGGUUCUUUCUUUCUUGUCCAGUUGAGAUUAUGUGGGAUGAAUCUUGCCCAGAGGUUAGUGGUCUAGGAUGCAGUUUGGAAAGCAGUGGAUUCAUCAGCUCUGUGGAUAAGAUGCAGGGCUGUGAGAAUCCAGCAGUCUCAGCUUCCAAAGCAUCUGAAAGAAAUGUUACCCCAAACAGUUACAGAAACCCUGUUAUAUACCCUGUUAGUUUUAAUUUUCAACAUCAAUACCCUUAGUUUCCAGGUACACAAUGGAAGGGUCCAUGAGGGAUAAAGAAAGCUUUUCACACCACAGGUCUGCACAGUUCAUGCAUAUUAUACCUUUCACAAAAAAACACAAUUACCAGUACUCCCAAAUCCAUCCUAUUUCUUUUAGUCAGUAAUUAGUACGCUUGUAUUGCAUUUUGUAUUUUUCUUUCCUCCUCCCCUGGCUCCAAAGGUAGGAAGUUCAGAGCCUAGUAGUGCAUUGCUUAAGAUGUAGUCGUAUAUAAUGGGAAACAUGCCGUUCCGGUAUAACCUGCCCAUUGAUCCAGACUGACAUUCCGUGAAUCCACGCCAUUUCCUUGAGUAUCAUUUUGUUUAGGGAUGUGUCGUUUCUACGUGACAAGACCUUCAGGCAAUUUAGCAGAAAAUACUCUG
Messenger RNA from Polyodon spathula (Mississippi paddlefish), 4772 nucleotides. Its product is annotated as run domain Beclin-1-interacting and cysteine-rich domain-containing protein-like. The record is from RefSeq and is a predicted model, not a curated record. The transcript has 22 exons. NCBI's taxonomy places the organism in Eukaryota, Metazoa, Chordata, Actinopteri, Acipenseriformes, Polyodontidae. Gene Ontology annotation, cellular component: late endosome; early endosome. Gene Ontology annotation, molecular function: phosphatidylinositol phosphate binding. Gene Ontology annotation, biological process: negative regulation of autophagosome maturation; negative regulation of endocytosis. The coding region runs from base 184 to 3279 and encodes 1031 amino acids.